This is a messenger RNA of Pollicipes pollicipes, 538 nucleotides long. It is a transcript of the gene Eaf, whose product is annotated as ELL-associated factor. NCBI's taxonomy places the organism in Eukaryota, Metazoa, Arthropoda, Thecostraca, Pollicipedomorpha, Pollicipedidae. Gene Ontology annotation, cellular component: super elongation complex. Gene Ontology annotation, biological process: transcription elongation by RNA polymerase II. The record is from RefSeq and is a predicted model, not a curated record. Gene Ontology annotation, molecular function: transcription elongation factor activity. The annotation marks the transcript as partial. The transcript has 4 exons.
GCCUUGCGGGUAACGCGUCGUCCGUGGCUAUGCGUGGUGGUCUGUCAGGUAGUUGCCAUAUGGCUGGAAUGUGGCAGUGAUGGCGUCCAUAGCAGACCAACUGGGCGUGAGUGGCGAACAUGACCUGGUGAUUGGACCCAGCUUCAGCAAGAACAACAGGGGCUCAGCCUUCCACACUGUCCGAUAUGACUUCAAGCCGGCCUCGGUCGACCCGUCCAAGAUGGCCACGGUGGACGUGGGCGAGAACCACAGCGUGACGGUAACGGUGCCGCACAUCGAAGGCUCCAACCACACCGUGUACCGCGGCAACGGACGGCCCUACCAGAAGGAGUGCGUGCUCGUGGUGGACCACGAGACGGGCGAGAUCCGCUUGGAGAAGCUGUCCGAGAACAUCCAGGUCAAGAAGACCAGGUCGGAGGGCCCUACGCCGCGCAUGCCGGCCGUGCCGCGGCCGCUGACGCCGAUCGACCCAGUGGCGCGACGCACGUCGCCCUCCCAGCAGCGUCUCUCGCCGCACGCUGGCCCGCGGCCGGCGCGC